This is a messenger RNA of Myodes glareolus (Bank vole), 3093 nucleotides long. The record is from RefSeq and is a predicted model, not a curated record. NCBI's taxonomy places the organism in Eukaryota, Metazoa, Chordata, Mammalia, Rodentia, Cricetidae.
GUUGAGGGUGGUCAAGGAGGGCCCAAGCGAAUCUAGAGACGGUUUCUGGGCGCGUUAAUCCAGGAUCUGGUGUCUGCUUUCCUACGUGCGUCCUGUCACAACAGUGACAGUGCAUGGCGGAGUCACAACCACGGACAGUUGGAUAGAGGAGCCCUUAGUCCCUGCACCCCCGCCCAGCUGUAUCUGAGGGCAGCACUUCCGCCCUGGUCAGCCUCGCGUGGCCCUUAAGAGUCAGAGUUUCUAGAGCAGCCUUGGGUUUGGACCAAACCUCUUGGUUUGGACGCCUUAGUGUUUUGAAUCAAGAGAGAGGAAGAUGGGUAGGGUCACUCUCCUGAAGGACGAGCCAGUUUAGAGCCGGGUGCUGAAAUGCCGGUGUCAGUGGUGGCAACUUGGUGGAAUUUGGAGACGAGUUCCUGCCUUCCAGAACGGCCCUGUGCCCUCUGCUGUCGCCUUACACAGAUAGACUUCCCCAUCUCAGAGCCUCUGAAGUGGGCAUCAUAAUAGCCAAACCUUUAUGGUACUUCCUGUGUACCGGGCACUUGGAAGCGCUCUGUGUACAGCUUUCCUGACUGUUGAGUCCUGUCGUGUGUACCUGGAACAGGGAGAGGAUAGGGAACAUCUCACAGUGGGAUCUGCGUGCACUCCCUAGGCAGCAGACAACUCUCCCGACUGCUGCCUGGGUUUUGAAAAGUUGGAAGCGGGCUGUUGUAACAGGCUGAAUGAAAGAUGAUGGUAGCUGGGAUGGAGGGGCAGGGUGGUCAGGUGGAGAGCUUUGGUAUUACGGAGUGAAUAGAUGAGGUCAGGUUUCUGGUUUGGCCGGAGGGUGCUUCUGGUGCCUUGCAGGGUGAUACUCAGAUCUGCGGGGGCACCGUUGUUAAGAGAGAUUCUGGGUCAUCAAGUUCCAAAUAGCUGUGUGCUGUGUUCUCCAAAGAAGAGGAGAGUGUGCAGGUCUUAAGUUCAGCAGAUUGCACAGUACCAGGGUGUCAUGGAAGGGCUGCUGAAAAGAUGCAGAACACUGUCUGCCUUGGCUUUCUGCAGUCACCACCUCUCCAGGUACGUUACCCACAGAUGCUACCAUUGUGCGCCGGGGAGGCGGCAACGCUUGGUUUUAUCCCGCAUGUUCCAGCCUCAGAACCUCAGGGAAGACCAGGUGCUUCCUCUGGAGGGCAGAGCUAGCGAUCUGACCUGUAAGAGCCAGCGACUGAUGCUGCAAGUGGGCCUGAUCCUCCCAGCAAGCCCCGGCUGUUACCACCUCAUGCCCUACACGGUUCGUGCCAUGGAGAAGCUCGUCAGGGUAAUAGACCAGGAGAUGCAGGCCAUUGGGGGGCAGAAGAUCAACAUGCCGAGCCUAAGCCCCGCUGAGCUGUGGCGAGCCACCAGCCGCUGGGACCUGAUGGGCAAGGAGCUGCUGAGACUGAGAGACAGGCAUGGCAAAGAGUACUGCUUGGGACCAACUCAUGAGGAAGCAGUUACAGCCCUGGUCGCCUCCCAGAAGAAACUGUCCUACAAGCAGCUUCCCUUACUGUUGUACCAGGUUACCAGGAAGUUUCGGGAUGAGCCGAGGCCCCGUUUUGGUCUUCUCCGUGGCCGGGAGUUCUAUAUGAAGGACAUGUACUCCUUUGACUCCUCCUCUGAGGCUGCCCAGGAGACCUAUGGCUUGGUGUGCGAUGCUUAUUGCAGACUGUUUGAUAGGCUGGGUUUACGAUGGACGAAAGCCAGGGCAGCUGUGGGCAGCAUUGGGGGCACAUUGUCCCAUGAAUUCCAGCUGCCAGUGGAUAUUGGAGAGGACCGGCUUGUAGUCUGUCCCAGCUGCCACUUCUCAGCCAACACAGAGCUACUAGACUUGUCACAAAAAGUCUGUCCCGACUGCCAGGGUCCACUGACAGAAACCAAAGGCAUUGAGGUGGGGCACACAUUCUACCUCGGUACCAAGUACUCCUCCAUUUUCAGUGCCCAGUUUACCAAUGCCCACGGGGACCCUUCGCUGGCUGAGAUGGGGUGCUAUGGCUUGGGGGUCACUCGGAUCUUGGCUGCUGCUAUCGAAGUCCUCUCUACAGAAGACUGCAUCCGCUGGCCCAGUCUUCUGGCUCCUUACCAAGUCUGCCUUAUCCCCCCUAAGAAGGGUAGUAAGGAGGCAGCAGCCACAGAGAUGGUGGAACGCUUACAUGAUGACAUCAUCGAAGCAGUGGCACAGCUCCGAGGGGAGGUCCUGCUGGAUGACAGGACCCACCUGACCAUCGGAAAUCGAUUGAAAGACGCCAACAAGCUUGGCUACCCCUAUGUGGUCAUUGCCGGCAAGAGGGCCCUGGAGGACCCCGCCCACUUUGAGGUUUGGUGCCAGAACACUGGUGAGGUGGUCUUCCUCACCAAAGAGGGAGUCCUGGAACUACUGGCUGGUGUUUGUGUUGUCUAAGUGCCCAACCACACCUGUCCCUGGGCUUCGUGUCCUCUGUAGUUCCCUCCACUUCUCUGGCUUCUCGUGGAAGGGAGACCAUGCUAGGGAACCCUGUACCCAUUCCUUCCUUAGAAUGGUUCGUAUUUAAUCAUUAGCUGAUCCUCUGGACUGGCCACGCUACCGUGUGCCAUUCAUUUUGCACGUGGACACUUCUGUUAGACAGGUGAGAAAGAAAGUGACCUACGUCACUCCCUUGAAAAGCUGAUUUCUGGGUGUAAGACCAGAAUGGCUGGAAGCUGGGGACCACGCUUCCCCAACCUCAUCCCACAGUCUGACAUAUGCCUUGCACUUCAUUCAGUCCAAGAGAGCAGGGCCCUUCUCCACUGAGGAGCUAAGAGCUCCAGAGAAUCAGGCACUUGCUGCUAACUCACUGGUGAUUUGACUCGCCUGCUCCCUGCUGGGGCCUGGGGCUCCCAUUUGAAGAUGGGAGAUAGAGUUAGGUUUGUAAGGACUACAGAGCUCUCACUGAGUGACUCCACUCGACAUGUGGAUCUCGUUCCUUAUUCCUCUAAGCUUCCCAGGAAGUUGUCCUAACUGCCUGAUGUCUCCACGCUACCUCCAGAGACUUGACAUUACUGGGUUCACUUCAGCACUGAGAUCAUGUUCUACUGAUGGAAUAAAGUCAGGCUUUAGGAUGA